AUGGACUUAGAAUCAGAAACUGGCCCAAAGCCACCUUCAUGCCCAAUGGAGACAAAAAAACAGCUCUCAAAGCUCAGUCUGACUUUUCCUAUGGAAACACAGGUGUUGGAAAACCAAACAGUGGUUAUAGAAUUCAUCCUUCUGGGAUUUGGAGAUACCCCAGCUCUUCACAUCCUGCUCUUUCUCAUGGCCUUGAUUAUAUACAUGAUGACCAUUGUUGGGAACAUCCUCAUUGCUGCACUUGUUGUGACUGAUCACCAUUUACACACAGCAAUGUACUACUUCCUGGGUAAUUUGUCCUUCCUGGAGACCUGCUACAGUUCAACCAUCCUGCCCAGGAUGCUGGCCAGCAGCGUGACUGGAGACAGAUCCAUUUCUCUCACAGGCUGUUUUCUACAGAUGUACUUCUUUGGUUCCCUGGCUGCAACAGAAUGUUUUCUCUUGUCUGCAAUGUCCUACGAUCGCUAUUUGGCCAUAUGCAAACCUUUGCACUACACGUCCCUCAUGAGGACCAGGAAUUGCUUCUGUUUAGUGGCUGCAUCCUGGAUAAGUGGCUUUCUAGGAAAUGCCGUAUUAUUUCCACUGCUGCAGCUGACCUUCUGUGGGCAGAAUGAAAUCGAUUUCUUUUGUGACUUCAACCCCUUGCUGAAAUUAGCAUGCAGCGAGACUCAGGGAAUAGUUACCUUUGCAUUCGUGAUUGCUUGCAUUUUCACAUUGCCCCCUUUCCUCUUGACAAUGACAUCCUAUGUUUGGAUCAUGGCCACCAUCCUGAGAAUCUCCUCUUCCAUAGGCAGGAAAAAGGCUUUUUCCACCUGUUCAUCCCAUCUCAUUGUAGUUACCAUUUUCUAUGGGUCCCUGAUAAUCGUCUAUAUGUUGCCUGACACACAGGCACUGAGGUGCUUGAACAAAGUUUUCUCUGCCCUUUACACUGUCUUGACUCCUAUGAUCAAUCCCCUCAUAUACAGCCUGCGCAAUAAAGAGGUGAAAGAGGCCCUGAAGAAAAUAAUUCAAGUUAGGUGAAGAUAAAACAUGGCAUGAUGCUGUGUAUCCUGGCUCUAUAGGAUUGCUUGAAUCACUGUGGUAAAGAUAGAAAGAAUGUAGAACCUUAUAAAGCACCCCACAUCUUACAAGUAUAAUGCUAAAAUAUGCACUAGGAUUCUCAAGUUACAGUGCUGAAAUUUUCUUAGUUGCAUUCCAUAUGCCUGGAGAACUUUAGAUACUUGGUGAUUCUUCCACAUGGGGCAUCUCAGAAGGUGGUAAGUCCCUGCUUCAGCCAAAGACUUCACAAAGACCAUUUGUUGGAACACAGUGGUUGAAAGAAUGGAACUCUGCAAUUCUCAAGUCAAUGCUGUAAAACAUGUCAGUGUAGAAAGAGGUUUUGAACCUCUGAUUGGACUAGCUCAAUAGAUCAUCAGGGAAGUACCAGCACAAACAUUUAUUUCUGAAAGCUCUCACACAUUCUCCAACUUGUGAUCAAUUGAAAAAUGUAUUUUCUCUCUUAAAAUACACUUUCACAGUUUGCUCAUCAGAAACAGGCACAUUUUAUCCAUCCAUUUGUCCAAUUUCAUUUCUGUCAAAAGGAAUAAAGUUGUGGCUCUAUGUUUGUCCAGA
This is a messenger RNA of Varanus komodoensis (Komodo dragon), 1611 nucleotides long. Its product is annotated as olfactory receptor 1013-like. Gene Ontology annotation, molecular function: olfactory receptor activity; G protein-coupled receptor activity. Gene Ontology annotation, biological process: G protein-coupled receptor signaling pathway. NCBI's taxonomy places the organism in Eukaryota, Metazoa, Chordata, Lepidosauria, Squamata, Varanidae. The record is from RefSeq and is a predicted model, not a curated record. Gene Ontology annotation, cellular component: membrane.